AUGCCUUUGGGCGAGCACUUUGACAUGAUCGUUGGGACAACUGUUGGAGGAUUGAUUGCUCUAGGUCUCGGCAUCCACAACUUCAACGCGCAAGAAAUGAUGAGGCACUUCAGAUCUCUCUGCAGAGAUGGCAUGGAGCGAAAAGCUCUUACCAAAAGCCAAUGGUUCGGGUGGGCCGUGAGGCUUCUCACCAGCUCCAUAUACAAAACCUACGAACUAGAGAAUGCUUUGAAGGCAAUAUUUGGCACCAAGACGCUUUUUGGAUACCACAAUGGUGCCUCCAAGGUUGCGGUGACGACUACUGUGAGCGCUGAGACCCGAUUGCUUGCCAACUACCACUGGGGUGACGACAAGAGGUAUCUGAACGCAGAUGUUCGUACAUGGCUCGCUGCCCGAUGUACUUCAGCCGCUCCCAUGUAUUUUGAAUCGGGCCGGCAUGACGGCGUUGAUUGCCGGGACGGCGGAUUGAUAGAGAAUAACCCCCUACAGAUUGCAGUGAACGAGGCGAGGAAGCUUUGGGGUACGGACGCAUCGUUUGACAUUGUCACCUCUAUUGGGUGUGGAAAGGCAUACAAGCCGCAGCCUGCUCCAACGUCGACGUUUGUCAUCAGCGGUUGGGUAGAGGAGCUUUUCAAAACACUUAUCGAGACUAUGAACGGCCACAAAGCAUGGGAGAAGUUCUACGACGACUCGGGUAAUGAUAUGCUGGACCGAUGCGAGCGAUUGAACGUGCUGUUGAAGGACGAGAUCGAGCCAGAACUCGACGAUGUCAGCGCUAUUAGCCGACUGGAAGACCUAGCCAAAUCGUACUACUUUCACUACCAGCCUAGAAAAGGACAGUUUCGGCUAUUUCAGGACGAGUAG
Molecule: messenger RNA, 864 nt
Organism: Pochonia chlamydosporia 170
Lineage: Eukaryota; Fungi; Ascomycota; Sordariomycetes; Hypocreales; Clavicipitaceae
Product: patatin-like phospholipase domain-containing protein
Exons: 3
Coding region: 1-864 (287 amino acids)
Biological process (GO): arachidonate metabolic process
Cellular component (GO): membrane
Source: RefSeq, a predicted model, not a curated record